Molecule: messenger RNA, 2130 nt
Organism: Pollicipes pollicipes
Lineage: Eukaryota; Metazoa; Arthropoda; Thecostraca; Pollicipedomorpha; Pollicipedidae
Exons: 7
Coding region: 59-952 (297 amino acids)
Source: RefSeq, a predicted model, not a curated record
AGGUUUUGUAGUAGUUCAGGUUGGAUCCGGGAGGUGGCAGCACACCAGCCGGACGACCAUGAUGGCAUCCACGCUUUUCAUCAGCUGCAUGGCUCUGUUAGCACACUUUGGCGUUCGUCAGGCGAUGGCGGGCAGCCCGCCGUCCGACCACCUGUGGGACACGAAGCUGUACGAGCACAACGACACGCACUCAAUGCUGCACCUGAACCACACGGAGCUGGGGCUCCACGACGACUUUCUGGUUGCGAAUGAUGUCCUGCAGGAGAUGCCGUUCACUGCCAAAAGAGUAACUGCUGUGUUUGAAGGGCACGGAGAGGCCCUCACAUCACGAGGUACUACAAGCCCAGCUGCACCUCUCGCGCACGGAGAGACUUCACUAUCACUGUCACCCAAGGGGACAAGCAAAGAAGGGGAAACACCGGCUACCACAGCUGCCAUCUAUGAGCACAGUGCACAACCCUCCAGCGCAUUACUGUCCUCCCCUACGGCGGAGACAGUGGACUCGCCGGCGGCGGCAGCCGAGCCAGCGUCACCGUCCCCAGCCGCCGCUGGUGUCACCACUGCGCGGCUGGAGAUGACGGACGCCGCGCAGGCGACCGAAGAGGACUCGGCGUCGCUGGAGACGAGCAGCUCAGAAGAGGACGAAGAUGAGGACGACGCCGAGGCGCCGCCGACGCGUGUGAACGCGUCCUCGGUGGAUGUGGAGGACCGCGAGGCCGAAAUGGCCGCCACCAACAGCGAUCACAGGUGGAAGGUGACGACGUUUACUGUCGUCAUGUGCGCUGUUGUCAGCAGCGUCUUCGUCAUCAUGGUCGGCGUGUGGAUCCGGAGGAUGCGGCGAUUCGAAAACCGACGUUUGUUGGAAGAGGACGAUGAGGAGUUUACCGUCUUCAACGUCAUCGAUCACCACUACCCGGCGAGAAAGGUGGACCAGUACUCGCCGCUGCCGUGAGGACCGAAGCCAGCUCCGAAGCAGGCCCAGCACUCGCCGCUGCCGCGAAGAUAGAAGCUAGCUCCGAAGCAGACCCAGCACUCUCCGCUGCUGUGAGGACCGAAGCCAGCUCCGAAGCAGGCCCAGCACUCGCCGCUGCCGCGAAGAUAGAAGCUAGCUCCGAAGCAGACCCAGCACUCUCCGCUGCUGUGAGGACCGAAGCCAGCUCCGAAGCAGACCCAGGACUCGACGCAUGACGCCGGUGCUGCACAAACGCGAGAAUGCCGCGCGAUAAUGAGAGAGAAUCGCCACUCGAGGACCUCCGUUCCCAACAAGUAACGGUCGUGCACAUGCUUGUUCCGUGGGCAGGCCGGUUUAGUCGCCUUGUUCCGUGGCAGGCCGGUUCAGUGGCCUUGUUCCGUGGGCAGGCCGGUUCAGUGGCCUUGUUCCGUGGGCAGGCCGGUUCAGUGACCUUGUUCCGUGGGCAGGCCGGUUUAGUGGCCUUGUUCCGUGGGCAGGCCGGUUCAGUGACCUUGCUCCGUUGGCAGGCGGACCAGAACUGAAGUUCCGUACACUUGUGCACUGGGAGGACUGUAAUUUGCGUCAUUCUGCUUACGAUGGAUCACUGCACUGCUUCGCGCGAUGUCGUUAACCCGCCACAUCAUCUCUCGCACUGUCGCGUCUGUCCGCUCUCAACUGCAACAGUUUGUAAGAGAACUCUCGGAGAGUCUGCUGCAGGGCGGUAUGCGACUCCCUUGCGGCGAGCUGGCAGCUAAUUCCCAGUAGCCAGUGGGAGCAGCGCUGAAGAGGACCAAUGGCCGAGGCCUUCACAUGCGGCACCGCAGCUCUUCCCAGAGUCUCCUGUGUGCUGCUGCACACAGGCUACUAACACAGAGGAGUUCGUGAUGGUCAUGGAUGCCGUGUAAUAUUCAGGCUACUAACACAGAGGAGUUCGUGAUGGUCAUGGAUGCCGUGUAAUAUUCAGGCUACUAACACAGAGGAGUUCGUGAUGGUCAUGGAUGCCGUGUAAUAUUCAGGCUACUAACACAGAGGAGUUCGUGAUGGUCAUGGAUGCCGUGUAAUAUUCAGGCAGGAAUGUUGUUAUAUGUUUGGUUUUCAGGGCUGUACAACAUGUAGCUUUCAAAUAUCUUAUGUCGGCAUAUUAACACACUGAUCCAUUAAUACAUCUCUUAUCAGGG